GCUCCGCCACGCCGGAAAGAGUGCGAGGUCAGGUCGGGUGUGGCUCCAGCCGGCUCAGCGACGCCCUUGAGCAAUCGCAAGUCCUGCUGCGGAAAACCUUCAUCAAGAGGCACGGCGGCGUCAGCCACGAGUUCGGCUAGUUGGGCCAGCAAUGCCGCGCUUGGAGCAUCCUGCGUCGCUAGUGCCACGGCGAUAGCGUGCAAGGGGCACGUGAGAAAGUCGCUCUUGUCGGGAAUUAAGGUAAGCCCUUGCUCUUCCGAAGUCUUGACGCGUAGCAGUCGAAGAUAG
Messenger RNA from Phytophthora sojae, 288 nucleotides. RefSeq lists its product as hypothetical. Lineage: Eukaryota; Oomycota; Peronosporomycetes; Peronosporales; Peronosporaceae. The record is from RefSeq and is a predicted model, not a curated record. The annotation marks the transcript as partial. The transcript has 2 exons.